This is a messenger RNA of Cricetulus griseus (Chinese hamster), 1450 nucleotides long. The record is from RefSeq and is a predicted model, not a curated record. Lineage: Eukaryota; Metazoa; Chordata; Mammalia; Rodentia; Cricetidae.
UCAUGGUCAUUGCAGUUUGAUGAAGAAUUCACAGCUCGACAGGAAGCUCAAGCAGAGCUUCAGAAAAGAGACGAAAAAAUCAAAGAACUGGAAACAGAAAUCCAGCAACUUAGACUACAGGGAGAUCCAUCUGCAGUUUCAGGCCUACAUGCACCAUCUCCAGCAACUCCACUGUCAUCUGUUGGGCCAUGCCCACCACCUCCUCCUCCUCCUCCUCCACCACCACCACCUCCUCCACUUCCAGGAGUACCUCCUCCUCCUCCUCCGCCACCGUUACCUGGAAUUCUUGGUAUUGCACCACCACUACCAUCACCCCUGUUUGGAGGCCCUCCUCCAGUACCACCCCCUGGAGGAUUUCACCUUCCCCCAUCAGUACCAAUUUCUCUUCCAUUUGGAAUGAAGCAGAAAAAACUAUAUAAGCCAGAAGUAUCCAUGAAAAGAAUCAACUGGUCCAAGAUUGAGCCUAGAGAAUUAUCGGAAAACUGUUUCUGGCUAAAAGUAAAAGAAGACAAGUUUGAGACUCCAGAUCUCUUUGCAAAACUGGCCUUGACAUUUGCUUCCCAGAAGAAAGGUCAAAGGAAUAUAGAUGCUGCAGAAGAAAAUAGGAGUGGACCUCCAAAGAAGAAAGUGAAGGAACUGAGAAUUUUGGAUCCCAAAACAGCACAGAACCUGUCUAUCUUCCUGGGAUCUUAUCGCAUGCCAUACGAGGAAAUAAAGAACAUUAUUUUGGAGGUUAAUGAACAGUUGCUAAGUGAAGCUCUAAUUCAGAACUGGUCCCAAAGAAAGAAGUCCACGAGACAAGCAAGAAGUCUAGAACCUGAUAGCUAUGUUCCUGUGGGUGCUGUGGUUAAGAAUCUUGUCAAACAUCUCCCUGAGCAGAAUAUACUCAAAGAACUAGCACAGCUUAAGAAUGAAUAUGAUGAUCUCUGUGAGCCAGAACAGUUUGGUGUUGUGAUGAGCUCAGUGAAAAUGUUACGGCCUCGUCUCACAAGCAUCCUCUUCAAACUCACCUUUGAAGAACAUGUAAACAACAUCAAACCAAGCAUCAUGUCAGUAACUCUUGCAUGUGAAGAACUGAAGAAAAGUGAAAGCUUUAAUAGACUUUUAGAGCUGGUUCUUUUGGUAGGAAACUACAUGAACUCAGGCUCAAGGAAUGCCCAGUCUUUGGGCUUCAAGAUCAACUUCCUUUGUAAGAUCAGAGAUACAAAGUCAGCAGAUCAAAAAACAACCCUUUUGCAUUUUCUUGCUGAAAUCUGUGAAGAACAACACCGUGAUAUCCUGAAAUUUCCUGAAGAGCUGGAACAUGUGGAAAGUGCAAGCAAAGUUUCAGCUCAAACUCUCAAGAGCAACCUUGUAGCAAUGGAACAAAACAUUCUUCAUCUGGAGCGUGACAUCAAGAAUUUCCCAAAAGAAGACAGUCAACACGAUAAGUUUGUGGAAAAGAUGACGA